AUGGUGGAUCUGAUAACUCUAAACGAGCCUGGACUCUGGACGCGGUGGAAUCUCAACACGGGUUACGCAAUUCUCCCAGCGCUUAUUCCCGACAUCCAGAAGGUCUACGACUCGUAUUUCAAAGCCUUCACCGGUGAUGAGAUGGGAGAGAUCAUGGUUAAAGUCCUUUUCCCCAACGGCACAAACUCUGAAGAGUUCCGUAAGGCACACACUGCUGGCACCUUGGCCUGGUGGCAUCACAGCGACUGCCAGUACACCUACAAGUGCGUCGACACCGAGACUGGCGAGAUCGUCGGCAUGGCGCUGGGCGACAUCUACCUCAGAGAGCGUACUGAGGAGGAGCGCAAGAACCACGGUGUUGGUUGGAUCGAAGGCAAGGACAGAGAGCGAGCCGAGGCUGUUCUCAACCCCCUGCACGAGGCUAGAGAGAAGCUGUUUGGUGGGCGCCGUUACAUCUACUCUCAUGUUAUUGCCGUCGAUCCCAAGCACCAGGGCAGGAAGGCUGGAGCCCUCUGGUGUAAGUGGGGAGCGGAACUCAGCGACAGCCUGGGCCUCCCUCUGUACUUUGAGUCAUCCCCUUCCACAUACAAGCUCUACGAAAAGAUGAGCUACGAGACUCUGGAUGAGAAGAUUGUCCACAGCGCGGAGCUCAUGGAACAACCGGAAGACACAGUCGUUCCCCUCAUGGUCAAGAUGCCUGCAUGUGCAGGGGGCAUGACUUUCAAGGAGUGGCGUGCUGCAGGAUACCCUCCCUUCAACAAUGUCAAGAGUAUCCCGGCGGCUCCCGUAGUCGAUAUGAUUGGUGUCGACCAGAAGGCUAGCAAUGGUGCCAUGUCUGUGGAGGUGCAGGUUCAGGAGGUACAUGUUUGAAAAGAGGGACCUUGUUUUUGAUAUUGGCGUUCUAGCAUGCUUGAAAAUUCCCCUAUUUGAUUAAUGCAAUCGACUUGUAUAAUGCUUAUUUUGUCUGUUAAUCAUGUCUCCCCGCUACCUUUCAAAGGGUCUUUUGCAGGCGAGGUCUGUCAUGGAGAGCCAUGACUCGUUGCUUGGAUGGCCCUGGUUCGGUUCUCGGAGUGGAAAUUAGGCUCCUUGGUCCGGAACAGGGGCACCGGCGUCGGCAGGAUCUCAUUACUGUUGGCCGUACGGACCCACGGUGCUGUUUAUACCGUCUUUGGAAUUCCGUACCGAGCGUGGUGAAAACAAUGCAGUCUUUUCCACUAGAACUUAGGGAGAAAUGUGCGAGGGUUUCUCCUCCGGCGGAGACUUUUGUUUGUACGUAAUAAACGCUCGCAACCGUCCCGAAAGUGUGGCACGUUGUCUUAGCGCCCAAACUCUUGGAAGAUGGAAGUCAUUACAGAG
Molecule: messenger RNA, 1356 nt
Organism: Colletotrichum phormii
Lineage: Eukaryota; Fungi; Ascomycota; Sordariomycetes; Glomerellales; Glomerellaceae
Product: acetyltransferase
Exons: 3
Coding region: 1-870 (289 amino acids)
Source: RefSeq, a predicted model, not a curated record